CAGUUUGGUCAACACACAGACGACAUCACAAUGUCCAUCUCCGAUUGCCUUCCCGAUUACCCGGUCACCUCGGAUUUCGUAAAUAGAUUGCAGCCAGCCCUGGAAGCCAGGGAUGAGGCGAGAGUGAGGGACCUGAUCUGCACUGAAGCUCGGCACGUGACGGCCAACGACGACGGGAUGAAGGACCCCUCGGCCCAGCUGCGCACCGGGGUGCUCCUAGGAGACCUGGACCGUCUUAAGCUCCUCAUGGACCAGUUCUUCCAGGAUGCCAACGUGGUGUUUGAGAUCAAGACGGAUGAGAUGGAGUGGCAAGUGAAAUCCCCGGCCACGUUUGGAACGUCAGGCCUCUGGACCUUGGAGUACAAGCGCGAGCUCACCACGCCCCUGUGCAUCGCCGCGGCCCGGGGCCACACGGCCUGCGUGCGCCACCUGCUCGGCCGCGGCGCGGACCCCGACGCCAGCCCCGGCGGCCGCGGCGCCCUGCACGAGGCCUGCCUGGGGGACCACACGGCCUGCGCCCAGCUGCUGCUGCAGCACCGCGCCGACCCCGACCUGCUCAGCGCCGACGGCCUGGCACCCCUGCACCUCUGCCGCACGGCCGCCUCGCUGGGGUGCGCGCAGGCGCUGCUGGAGCACGGCGCCUCGGUGCAGCUUGCGGGCGGCGCGGGCCUGGACACGCCCCUGCACGUGGCGGCUCAGCGCGGCCUGGACGAGCACGCGCGCCUCUACCUGGGCCGCGGGGCGCGAGUGGACGCGAGGAACGCCCGCGGCGAGACGGCCCUGAGCGCGGCGUGCGGCGCGACUCGGCGGCCCGACGAGCACGCGCCCUGCCUGCGCCUGUGCGCGCUGCUGCUGCGGUGCGGCGCGGCGGCGGACGCGCGCGACGAGGACGAGCGCAGCCCGCUGCACAAGGCCUGCGGCCACGCGCGCCACGGCCUGGCGCGCCUCCUGCUGCAGCACGGCGCCGACGCGGGCGCGCUCGACUACGGGGGGGCGUCGCCGCUGGCCCGAGUGCUGCACACGGCCGCCUGCGUCCCCGAGGCCGCGCCGCAGCGCACGCUGCAGGCGCUGCUCAACCACGGCUCCCCCACCGUGUGGCCCGACGCCUUCCCCAAGGUGCUGAAGACCUGCGCGCCAGCCCCCGCUGUCCUCGAGGUUCUUUUCAACUCCUACCCUCAGCUCCGCGUGUCAGAGUCCUGGAAGGAGGUGAUCCCUGAAGAAGUGUUUCGGAUGCACCAGCCUUUCUACGAGUCCCUCUUUGCCUUGGCCUACACCCCACGCCGUCUGCAGCAUCUCUGCCGCUGUGCCAUUCGGAAACUCUUUGGCAGAAAGUGCUUUUGCCUCGUGCCCCGGUUGCCCUUGCCAAAGUCCCUGCAAAAUUACCUUCUUCUGGAGCCGGAGGGGGUUUUGCACUGAAACCCAGAGAUUUGGACCAAGACACCCGUGCUCUUCUGUGGAGGCUCCAGGGUUAGGAGGGGCCCUGGAUGGGACUUGGCACCCACCCUGUGCACAGACCCCACCCAGCUUCAGGUUCACCUGGACAUGGACUUGGCAAUAAAGGCCCUUCUGCCUCUCAGCAUUGCUUGUGAGGACUGAAACUGUGGCUAUCAUGGUACUUGUAUCAGAAAGUACCUUUCAACAGAGGUUGGGCUAAAAGGCAUACAUAUUUUUCCAAGGUCUGUCUCCUGCCCACAGUGCGUUAGCAGCAUUGGAGCUGCCCCCGCCCCCCCAGCCUUCAGACCCUCUGCCUCAAGGGCAACAGCCCGCCCCUCCCGGUGCUCAGCCCCUUGGAAAGACUCUGUCCCGCAAACAUGACCGACGUACACACUGAGAGAGGACACUUGCCUCCGUGACGAGAGCCCCUGCCCG
Kogia breviceps (pygmy sperm whale) is the source of this 1869-nucleotide messenger RNA. It is a transcript of the gene ASB18, whose product is annotated as ankyrin repeat and SOCS box containing 18. Gene Ontology annotation, molecular function: protein binding. The record is from RefSeq and is a predicted model, not a curated record. Gene Ontology annotation, biological process: intracellular signal transduction. NCBI's taxonomy places the organism in Eukaryota, Metazoa, Chordata, Mammalia, Artiodactyla, Physeteridae.